UUAACAAAUGAACCACCCGCAGAAGGGCCACUUGGACCACCCAUAUCAGAAACAAAGCACUGCCUGACCUGCCAGGUAAUUUGCGGUUCCAACUUUGAAGAGGAGUCGAGCCCUACCCAAAGCUAGGUAAGGGCCCUUCCCCUUCCGCGGGGCAAGCCCAUGGGUGGUGGUGAUGGUUCUUUUCGAGAGGCAGUGGUGGGGAUCUGCAGUUGAACCUGGAACUAGUGGCCGUCAAUCAAACGAAGCCUGUGUAAUAUGGAUUCUGAGAAGCAGAUAUGUUAAAACUUACUGGUAUGAUUUAUAUAUCACACCAGUGAUGUGUAAAUCUGUUCCUGGUGCUCGAACUCAUUUGGACCUUGAACUACCGGCAAUCAAUCAAAGGAAGCCUGUUUGGGUGUGUAAUAUGGAUUCUGAGAAGCACAUAUGUUAACACUUCUGGUAUGAUUCAUGUAUUGUUUUCUUCUUUAGGUCUCAUUUUACAUUGUUAAGGAUAAACUUAAUUAUGUUAUCUUACCUUUGGCCAUUUGGUGCACCCACAACUUUCCACGAAUUUCAAUUCGUAAACCUGCUUUUCUUCGAAGUGGGACCUAUAUUCCGCUUUUAAUUUGUUCUUGGGUGGAAAAUGUGCUUUAAUAUAUUCGUAUGACACUCUGCGAUUAUGAAAUUAUUAGCUUCAUACUGUCUCGAGAACAAAAUUUAUAAUGAGUAGGCAAGUGUAACACUGGACAAUGAAAAUAGUAUCAGGAAAAGUUUAAUUGAUAGCAAUGAAAACUAAAAACUUGUAAUAACAUCGAAGUUAUAGAAUUGAACUUGAAACAAAUGAAUUUGUUGAGUUGUUUGUUGCUUCAGCUUGAAGUGCUGAAUAAGUAGAUACUUAUGCUGACUCUAAUUUUAUUUUGUGAUUGUGAUGGUAAAACAAUAGGUUGUGUCAUGCAGUAUAAUAUUGUUCAAGUGCUUGCUCUUGCUACUGUAGAUUCAACAAUUGUCAUGAAUGAUCCGCACAUACUUAUAAUAUUAUAAUAUUAUAGGAAGUAAGAAUUUUUGUAUUGUGAUUGCCAUUAUCCUGCAGCACUCAAUAACUUCAGAUUUGAAUAUUUCCUUAUUUGUCAUGAUUCGUGCUCCUUUCUAAACUUCUAGAUUUUUUUCACCCUUAAAAUCAAGAACCCCUUAGAGUUGUUGGUGGGUUAUUAUUUAUUGGGGAAGAGAAUCCCUUAUCUAAUAGGUAUUGCCUGUUCUGGUAAACCUGUUCCACAUAUAAAAGCUAAUAAGCUAGUUUUUCAUUCUCUGUGUAGUCCACACAGCAGGAAUCCAACAUCCUAGAAGCACCAAAAGUGGUGUAGUUUUUUUCUUCUAUUUUAACACAGAUUCUUGAAGCCACUUUGUAAAUUCCCAUUUCAACCACUUUAUUCUCCUUUCCACAGCCUUUAUUUACCCAUCUUCCUUCCUCUUUGUUCCACAAUCUUUUUUAACUCCUCUCCUUUGUUCUUCCGGUCAAUAUGACCAAACCCAAUGUGAAGCCCCCACUUCUUUGUACCUCUCUUUUCUUUCUGCUUUACUUUCUUAAUUCCUCUUCCUCCCAAAAGACUUGCCCAAAUUGUGGCUCCAUACAAGUCCCAUAUCCUCUAAGCACCAAACCAAAUUGUGGUGAUCCCGAUUAUUCAAUCCGCUGCGAUCCCCUUUCUCGCAAACUCUACUUUGACGCGCUUAAUGGAAGUUCGUACCUCAUUCUAACAAUUUUUGCUUCCAUUCAACGCAUGGUGGUACAACCAUCACCGUGGCUGCCCGGUACAUGUGUAACUCAAGACAUGCCCGUGAGUGAGGGGCUCUGGCUAAACCAGUCCCUCCCCUUCAACGUCACUUCGUCCAACACCAUCUUCCUCUUCAACUGCUCACCGCGUCUCAUGAUCUCUCCUCUAAAUUGCACUUCCUCUAGUCUCUGCCACCUGUACCUGGAAAACUCAGGAUAUGUUGACAAAAAGCGCGCACUUCAGUGUGCAAGCGGGUUAGACCCGUGUUGUACCUUUCUUGCAGGUGGAACGCCGUCAGCAUACAAGAUAAGACUCCAUACUUCCGGUUGCAGAGGUUUUAGAAGCAUACUUCACCUGGAUCCGGAGAAACCUCCAAAUCAAUGGGAAGAAGGGUUGGAAAUUCAAUGGGCUCCUCCACUGGAACCACCUUGUAAAAACCCACUUGAUUGUUCUGGGGCUUCCAAGUGUUCACCUACCAGUGAAAAUGGUACUCUUUUCCGUUGCCUUUGCAGGAAAGGGCAUUAUUGGAACUAUACCCUCAGUACUUGCUCAAAAAAGAAGAUUCCAAAAUCCAGACUUCAAAUGAAGGUUUCAAUCGGAGUUGUGUCUUUCUUUGCUCUCGCAGGUGUACUGGGUGCAAUUAUGGUGAAAAAAUCCAUCAAGUGUUCGAACCGGGCAAAGCUGGCAAAGGCAAGAGAAGACAUGUUGAAGUCGAGCAAUGGUGGGAAACCUUCAAGGUUGUUUAGCUUAAAAGAGGUGAAGAAAGCGACAAAUGGGUUCGCCAGAGACAGGAUCUUGGGGAGUGGUGGAUUUGGAGAAGUCUAUAAAGGCGAGCUUCACGAUGGGACUGUUGUGGCUGUUAAAUCAGCGAAAGUGGGUGACAUCAAAAGCACACAACAAGUUCUCAAUGAAGUUGGGAUUCUUGCUCAAGUGAAUCACAAGAACCUUGUUAGGCUCAUGGGUUGUUGUGUGGAAUCCCAGCAGCCGUUGAUGAUCUACGAGUACAUCUCCAACGGGACCCUUCACGAUCAUUUACAUCGCAAGCGCAUGGUCUUUUUGGAUUGGAAAACUAGGGUUAGUAUCGCUUUACAAACUGCUGAAGCAUUGGCAUAUCUACACUCUGCAGCUCACACGCCUAUCUACCAUAGAGAUGUCAAGUCAACAAAUAUACUCUUGGACGAUGAUUUCAAUGUAAAAGUUGCAGAUUUUGGGCUCUCUCGGUUGGCUCGCCCAGGGCUGAGCCACGUGUCCACUUGUGCUCAGGGAACAUUAGGGUACUUGGACCCUGAGUACUACCGGAACUACCAAUUAACUGAUAAGAGUGAUGUUUAUAGCUAUGGGGUUGUUUUGCUUGAACUUUUGACCUCCCAAAAGGCUAUUGACUUCACUCGUAACGAAGAUGAUGUGAACCUGGCCAUUUAUGUGAGUCAAAGAGUGACUGGCGGUUCGAUUAUGGAAGUUGUGGACCGAGAUUUGUUUGGAGAGGGAACUCCGGCUAAGGUAAUGACAAGUGUGAAGAUUUUCUCUGAACUCGCGCUCACCUGUUUGAGAGAGAAGAAAGGGGACAGGCCUAGCAUGAAAGAUGUUGUUCAGGAGCUCCAGGGUAUUAUGGAAACUAUGGAAAAAGAGGCUAGUAAUGAGGUCAAUUCUGCGAUUGUUUGAUUUUGCAAUGAAAUACUCUAAACUCAGUAUCCUUUGUCCUCAAAAAAUUCCUUCCCAGGUGUCCGAAUGCAUUUUCAACCGCCCGAUGUGGUAGGAAUACUGAAGCAUGACAAUUUUGGAGAACAAUCGUACGGUUUGGAGUGUAUUGGGACAGAGGAAUAAGGACUUUCGGGGAUGGAGGAUCGUGCCCAUUCUCUAAAAACUGUUACAAAGCUAUGACUAUUGGAAUGUACUAUAUAUGAUACCUUUGCAAUUCACUGUCAAAUGUUUUGACAGAUGGAUGUAUAUUUUCUAUAGAUAUUCGCAUAUAUACGUAUCUUUUUAUCUGCUUUGGAUAUACGUAUCUUUUUAUCUGUUUUGGAUAUUCGCAUAUAUACGUAUCUUUUUAU
Molecule: messenger RNA, 3799 nt
Organism: Rhododendron vialii
Lineage: Eukaryota; Viridiplantae; Streptophyta; Magnoliopsida; Ericales; Ericaceae
Product: wall-associated receptor kinase-like 20
Exons: 3
Coding region: 1497-3410 (637 amino acids)
Biological process (GO): protein phosphorylation
Molecular function (GO): ATP binding; protein kinase activity; polysaccharide binding
Source: RefSeq, a predicted model, not a curated record